This is a messenger RNA of Cynoglossus semilaevis (tongue sole), 2451 nucleotides long. It is a transcript of the gene arfgap2, whose product is annotated as ADP-ribosylation factor GTPase activating protein 2. Lineage: Eukaryota; Metazoa; Chordata; Actinopteri; Pleuronectiformes; Cynoglossidae. Gene Ontology annotation, molecular function: GTPase activator activity. Bases 84 to 1733 code for a protein of 549 amino acids. The transcript has 17 exons. The record is from RefSeq and is a predicted model, not a curated record. Gene Ontology annotation, biological process: COPI coating of Golgi vesicle.
CCUAAGACUUCUUAACGUCGUCAUUUUUGGCUCGGGCGAGGACCCGUAGUGACAUAAUUGCUGGAAACUGUCAUAGUGGCAAGAUGGCGACGGAGCCAAAUAAGACUGAAAUCCUCACCAUUUUCAAAAGAUUGAGAUCUGUUCCUACGAACAAGGUAUGUUUUGACUGUGCAGCUAAAAACCCCAGCUGGGCCAGUAUUCCAUAUGGUGUCUUUUUGUGCAUUGACUGCUCCGGCAUUCAUCGCUCUCUUGGAGUACAUCUCAGCUUCAUCAGAUCCACUGAGUUAGACUCCAACUGGAACUGGUUCCAGCUGAGAUGUAUGCAGGUUGGAGGCAAUGCCAAUGCGACCGCCUUCUUCCGGCAACAUGGCUGCUCUACAAACGACACGAAUGCCAAGUACAACAGUCGUGCAGCUCAGAUGUACAGAGAGAAGAUCAGGCAGCAAGCAAACGCUGCUUUGUCCAAAUAUGGUUCUGAUCUUUGGAUUGACUCGUGUGCAGGAGUGACACCUGCUCCUCAAGAGAAGAAAGAUACGGAUUUCUUUGCUGAACACACACAGCCUGCAGACUCCUGGAGCAUGGCUGUGAACUCUGACAAAGAGCAGAAUGGAGCUGCCAUCACUCCUCAGCUGUCAGACACAACAACCAAAGUCCAGGAUGACAGCCAGCUCGAGGAAGGGCCAAGCAUCGACGGUCUGAGCACGUCACCCAAAGCCUGCAUGGAGGACUCCAUGCGUUUGUCAACUCAAGACGGACAGAUGACUGGAGAUGUGAAGCCUUCCAUCAUUGGAAAGAAGAAGCCAAUGGCUGCCAAAAAAGGGCUCGGUGCUAAGAAAGGCCUCGGUGCUCAGAAGGUGAGCAGUAAGAGCUUCUCAGAAGUGGAGAAACAGGCACAGGUUGUUGAGAAGCUCAGAGAGGAGCAGGCCGCUGAGGCAAAGAAACAGGCUGAGGAGUCCAUUGUGGCGUCGAUGCGUUUGGCUUACAAAGAGCUGGAAAUUGACCGGAAGAUGGAGGACAGGAAGCUUCAAACCAUGGAGGGCAAGAAGAGGGAGCAGGCAGAGAGGCUGGGCAUGGGCUUUGGAAACAGAAGUGCUGUGUCUCACUCAGUGAUGUCAGAGAUGCAGAUGAUCGAGCAGGAAACUCCAGUUGGAGCCAAGACCUCCUCUCGCUCCAAACUGGAUAUGUAUGAUGAGCCUGGUUUCACCUCUGGACCACCAAAGUACAAGGACAACCCCUUCACAGUGGGCGAUAGUUUUGGAUCCAGGUGGGAUACAGAGGGAGGGACUGCCUCCUUCACAACAUCCUGGGCUUUGGAAAAAGAAGAGCCGAAAGAGGAAGUCACCAUCUCCAGUAUUCAGCCAAUCGGAGAGAGACUUCCCAGCAGAAGAAAAGCUGAGGUGUCUGCUCCGGUUUCAGAGUCCAGUGAGGCCAGACAGAAGUUUUCUAAUGCCAAGGCCAUCUCCUCAGACAUGUUCUUUGGCCGAGAGUCCAGCACUGAGUACGAGGCAAAGACCAGACUGGAGUCCAUGACUGGAAGCUCAGCCAUCAGUUCAGCCGAGCUGUUUGGAGAUGAAGGAGACCACAAAGGACGAGCCUCAGGCUUGGACAACAUGCUUCCCUCUGGCCCUGACAUUGCACAGUUCAAACAAGGAGUGAAGACGGUUGCAGGAAAGAUGGCCGUCCUCGCCAAUGGUGUCAUGAAUACAAUCCAGGAUCGUUACGGCUCAUACUAAAUGGACACAGAAACGCGUUACAGCCUGCGGGAAGACGAACCGACAUCUGCGCAGAGCCGGCCCGCUUCCUGCAGACGUGACACGUGGACAUGACAGAAAACAGAGUGGAUGAUGCAUGAGGAACAGAAACAGUCUAAUCGUCCGUCCCUCUUUUCAGAGACACUUUUGACAGGAGUGAGACAGUAUUCUCUCUUCCCUUCUCAUGAGCAAACUCUUGUUUUAUUUUCACAAGGAAAAAGAAAAAAGUUUUGUUGUAAAAAAAUCCAUCAAGAAUUUUUUUGGUCUUCAAUUUUCAAAAGAAAUUCUAUUUUAUUCCUUCUUCAUAAAUCAGUGUUUUUGAUUUGUUUUAUAAAUUCAUUUUCACUCUUACACUUUCUUUUUAUGGUGAUAUUAAAAGCAUACAUUUCUAAUUUGUAGAGUUGAGCUGAACCAGAGUCAGUGAUGUUUGCAUUUAAGUUUUGUUGUUUUCGUUUUUUCCAUUUCGUUUUUUCCAUUGACGUUCAGCACUGAUGACCAGCCGCUGUCUUGUCUGUGAGCACAGACUUGAGAGCUCGUGUCUGAAUGAAAGUGAACAGGAUUUUGAUGAUGUCACAGCUGCUGUGAUGUGUUCAGUGUUUUUAAAAAGGCACAAAUUAGUGUCAUACCUCUGAUGUAAGGAGUAGGAAUCAACAGCAGACCCGAGCUCUUUCAUUUACUGUAAAAAAAAAAAAAAAAAAAA